Molecule: messenger RNA, 507 nt
Organism: Coregonus sp. 'balchen'
Lineage: Eukaryota; Metazoa; Chordata; Actinopteri; Salmoniformes; Salmonidae
Source: the annotation of a GenBank genome assembly
AUGGAGAGAGAAGCGGCAUCUUUGAAGCAGCAAUAUUGCAGCAUAACUGUCAUGAACGUUAUCUCGUCUUUAUUCUCUGUGGCGUCCCUUUCCUUUUGCAUAUUAUUAAGUGUGCAAACAUCAGAGAUCACGGACAGGGUUCUGGAUUUGGAAACUGGACAUGGCGAGCAAAUCUUUCACGGAGUCCCCAGCUUUUCCGUGGAUCAGUUUAAUUCAUUGAUUCAAGAGAGAGUGGAUGAGCUCCUGUCACAGGUAAGCAUCACACGUGCACUUGCUACCAAUAUGGCCUGGUUGGCAAAUGACUGAACGCUUGUAGCCUAUUAUUAUUUAUUUAACAAUAUGAGUGUAUUCCCUAAUCUGUUUUAAUCUUUAAUCUAGCCUCUGCUUUUCAAGUUUAGGUAAUGUAGCCUGAUGUUUGUUUUACAUUUACAGCGCUCCUAUGAAAAUUUCUCGAAGAUACGGAUUGCCCGACAAGUUAGCAAUACUCCUGAUUGCAACUGUCCCCCA